AUGGACAUCAUUGGGGCGACCUGGGGAUUAACAGAUCGGGGCCGGGCCUUCAUCGAAAAUUCUGUGGAGGUGACAUUCAGGGUACCCGGUGUUAUCUUGCUCGAGUUAUGGUGGAUAAAAAGGGAUUUGGAUAUCUCAGAGGUUACACAGCAGAUCAUCGAUCAGAAUCCAUUGCCUGGAUAUCUGGAUCUGAUGCAAAUUACGGAGUUUAUCCAUCGUCGAAACCUCGAUCAUACGGCGGCAACAGUUCUGAGUUAUUCGGUAUUACUGUUAUGUGCGAUGUUGCUGCUCCUUCCUAUGGCCAAGCUUAUGCGAAUCUAUCUGCAUGGACUUUGUUUGUCGUUAUUUGCCCUUGCCCAUUACAUGUCUACUCAAUAUAUUCAGCACGAGAAGACUGCUGAACCCGUUUUAGUGCUCGAUGACUUUGUGAAAAUGGAGCGUCAUGGAUUUCAUUUUGUCGCACAGGUACGAUAAUUUCACACAAACAGUAUCUUCUAGAUGAUGCUGAGUGUGGUCCAAUGCUUUCUGUUGGGGAUGGAAUCAGCCGUCGGUCGUGUUCUUCUGGCCGUCUUCACGAUCCCAAUCAUUGCCCGGAUGUGUGGCUGUCCUCCGGAUAAAUUAAUAGUGGCGCAUAACAUUGCCUGUUCUCUGGCGAUGCUUCUGAUAUGUGUUUACGUUUUAUAUAACGUUCCUGAUCUGAUCCAAUCAGUGAAACAAGGCUGUAAGAGACUUCGUUCUCUCUUGGCGGUUCGAGGAGUUGGUUUCGGUAUGUCACAAGGCGGAUUUAACAAAAUGUAUAGGAUUCGUUGUUUUAUGGCGUCGGCUAAGACUGGCUCAACUUCUGUGCACGUUCUUUGUACUCAUGUUCUCUCUUAAGUGCUAUGCCAUGUUUGUUAAGGACUAUGACUCUGUUGGAGAGGCUUUCAUUAGUGCUGUUGCAGCCACUACUUGGUAAGAUAAUGGAUUUAAAUAAUAAAUAAAGAUGAUUUCAGUUCCCCAUUUUCAUUAUUAGCCCUAGCGUUGACUGUCAGUUACAUUUCGCAACUCAUCGCUCAUCUGACACAAAUUCUAAUCGGGGCAGAUUCUUCUCAGCAUACGACUAAUGGGAAUGAGGGGAUGGCAGAGGCAUUUACGCUUGUCUUCCUAUGUGUCCAGGCUGGAGUUCUCGGAAUGGGAUCUGAUCAGAAGAUAUUCAUGCUCAAGUUGGUUCUGUUUGUGGGUAAGUUGAUGAAAGAAACUGCCCUAUAUUUAGUUUUGUCCGCACUUUUACAAUCACUAUACGAAGUUCUGGAACCCCAUCUAAUCACCGUGGGAGUGAUGACUACGACCAGAUUAAGUCAGCAUAUCCGCUGUUUGUCCCUGGCUGCUGUUCUCCUGGUGUUCCCCGUCGCCAUCUCUUAUGCCUUGCUGAAUCUUCUACCAGCAAAUCUUUGGUUUGUUAGAUUUGUGUCUGACCAUUGUAUGUUACAGGCUGCUGAUGAUCCUUUCGAGUUGUAUAAUGACCUCGGUCCGAACCGUCCAAACUGUGGCCAUAUAUGUGUUGUCUGUCAUCGAGACACGAUACGAAGAACCUUACGAAUGCUUCGAUGACCUCACAUUUAUGUGCCGACUUCUUACGCUGGGUGCUGAACUGUUACUUUCACUCUCAGUGGUUGUGUAUGGGGGAUAUGUGUCUCUAUUCCAUGAUCAAUGGUCCAUCUUCAGUAUUUUGGUACUGUUAUUUAACAGUUAUUUCAACGUCUAUCGUCGCAUUAUUGCUGGUAUUCAAUCCAUCAGAGCUCGAAGAGAUGCCUCAAUCAAGAUUAAAGGACUGCGAUCUGCAGCGAUGGAGGAACUCAAGGACGGGAGGGAUGUGUGUGCCAUCUGUUUCGGAGAGUUUACAUUCAGUGCCCUCAUAACUCCCUGCCGACAUGUAUUCCAUGGAUUUUGUCUUAAAAAAUGGCUUUUUGUUCGCCCGGUCUGCCCCCUUUGUUAUACAGAUCUAAAUCAAAGUGACGGACCAGAAAGCAAGGAAGAGAGUGCGGAGCUUGAACAACAAGGAUAG
Bursaphelenchus xylophilus (pine wood nematode) is the source of this 2044-nucleotide messenger RNA. NCBI's taxonomy places the organism in Eukaryota, Metazoa, Nematoda, Chromadorea, Rhabditida, Aphelenchoididae. The record is from the annotation of a GenBank genome assembly.